Messenger RNA from Aricia agestis (brown argus), 1587 nucleotides. It is a transcript of the gene d4, whose product is annotated as zinc finger protein ubi-d4 A. Gene Ontology annotation, cellular component: nBAF complex. The record is from RefSeq and is a predicted model, not a curated record. Gene Ontology annotation, biological process: nervous system development. The transcript has 11 exons. Bases 14 to 1546 code for a protein of 510 amino acids. NCBI's taxonomy places the organism in Eukaryota, Metazoa, Arthropoda, Insecta, Lepidoptera, Lycaenidae.
CGGGGGAUACAAAAUGGCGGCUGCGGAGAUUCAAGUCGUGAAUCCCUCUAAUUUAGCUAAAAUAGAAAGUUUUCUGAAUGACCCUAGCUACAAAGAAAUUAUUGAAAACUCCUCCACAUUCAAUACAAGACUAUGUGCCGAAAGAAGAAUGCGGAUGCCUUUUAUCGACACGCAAACCGGUGUUGCCCAAAGUCAUUCCAAUUUGUUCAUGACACGAAAACAGAGAAUGCCCGGAGCACGCGAGGGUCAGGUGUACACAUAUCCCGCACAGAGAUGGCGCAAGACCAAAAGACAAUAUAUGACCAUGUCAUCUACAAAGUGGGGAUGGAGUGCAGCAGAUUCUGCAGAAAACAUAGGAGAAGGUGAAAACAGCUGCGGAGUUCCCGAGGGGUUGGCGGGUGACGACAGCAGAGACGGCUCACAGACUGCCGCCAAGGAUGACCCUAAAGAGUGGUUCUACGACGAGCUGGCGAUGGAGGAGAUGGAGACGGGCGAGGAGCCGGACCCGGAGUCUGACGAGGACUACUACGACGACACGUACGCCAACCGCCGCAAGCGCCGCGGCGGCAGCACGCCCAGCGGGCCCGGCAGCCGCGGCGGCCGCUCGCGCCGCCCAAACGCCGACGACACGCCCGCCAAGCGCGGCCGCGCGGGUCGCGGGCGCAAGCGUGCGGGGCAGGGCACGCUGCCCUACGAGGUGCCCGGCGACGCCGAGAAGCCCUUCGGAUGCGAACUGUGCGGCGCCAAGUACAAGACGCGGCCGGGGCUGACGUACCACUUCACGCACACGCACAAGGAGCCGGCGGCCGGCAGCGACAACGACUCGCGCGACAGCCGCCCGCCCGCGUCGCCGCCGCCCGCCGCCGCGCCCGUCGCCGCGCCCGCCGCGCCCGCGCCGCCGCCGCCCGCCACCGAGUACCAGGACAGCUACGUCACCUUCCUCAACAACCCCGCGCCCUCCGGCAGCGUCGCUGCCGCUGUGGUGCGGCGACCGUCGCCACCGCCGCGUCCGGCCUCCGCCGACACCUCCUCGUCCGACUCCGCGCACGUGCCGCUCGCCGCUGCCGCCGCCGCCGCCGCCGCCGCUGCCGCCGCCGCCACCGCCGCUGCCGCUGCCGCCGCCGCCGCUGCCGCACCCGCCGCCCCUGCUGCGCCGCCUACCGCGCCGAUGACCGCUGCCGACCUCAAGGAGCCCGCUACUAAGGCGUCGCCGUCGCCGUACUGCGACUUCUGCCUGGGCGACGACCGCGAGAACAAGAAGACGGGCACGGCGGAGGAGCUGGUCAGCUGCUCGGACUGCGGCCGCUCAGGUCACCCCACGUGCCUGCAGUUCACGGCGAACAUGAUCGUGUCGGUGCGCAAGUACCGCUGGCAGUGCAUCGAGUGCAAGUGCUGCUCGCUGUGCGGCACCAGCGACAACGACGACCAGCUGCUGUUCUGCGACGACUGCGACCGCGGCUACCACAUGUACUGCCUGCAGCCGCCGCUGCCCGCGCCGCCCGAGGGCUCCUGGUCCUGCGCGCUCUGCCUCGAGGAGUUCCACUGACCGCCGCGCGCCGGUGUAGCGGCGGCGCGCGGCGGCGGCGG